Molecule: messenger RNA, 1144 nt
Organism: Cryptotermes secundus
Lineage: Eukaryota; Metazoa; Arthropoda; Insecta; Blattodea; Kalotermitidae
Gene: Mp20
Product: muscle-specific protein 20
Exons: 4
Coding region: 109-663 (184 amino acids)
Molecular function (GO): protein binding
Source: RefSeq, a predicted model, not a curated record
AUCUAAUAUUGGUACCCAGUUUGUGUGUGUGUGUGUGCAUAACGCUAUCCGAAACUGCGCUUCGGGAGAGUUCUCCUUUACCUUCGCUGCUAAUCACUAUAGGCCACCAUGUCGCUUGAACGUCAGGUCAGAGCCAAGUUGGCCGGCAAAAGGGACCUUGAGCAAGAGAAGGAGGCUCAAGCGUGGAUAGAGACGGUCUUGGGUGAAAAGUUCCCACCAGGAGAGGCGUUUGAGGACGUUCUCCGUGACGGUCAGGUCCUCUGCAAAUUAAUGAAUAAGAUUAGUCCUGGCAGCAUUUCCAAAAUCAAUACUUCUGGUGGACAGUUCAAGAUGAUGGAGAAUAUUAACAUGUUCCAGCAAGCGCUCAAGAAUUACGGCGUCGCUGAUGUGGACGUCUUCCAGACCGUAGACCUGUGGGAGAAGAAGGACAUUGCCCAAGUUACAACUACGCUUUUCGCCCUUGGCAGGACGACAUACCGGCACCCUGAGUGGCCAGGACCAUACCUGGGACCCAGGCCCGCAGAGGAGUGUAAGCGCGACUUUACCGAGGAACAACUGAGAGCAGGAGAAACUAUCAUUGGCCUGCAGGCCGGCCAGAACAAGGGCGCCACACAGGCUGGACAAAACCUUGGUGCCGGGCGCAAAAUCCUGCUCGGCAAGUGAGCAUAUCGUCUCCUCUACAGAACUAUUGUAACCUGUAUACUAACGAAUCCUACACCUCCCAUGUUCUGAUUGAAGUUUGUAUAUAAUAAAUAAACAAAUAAAUAAAAUUGUAUUUUAAAAGUAUAGAACAAGAAAUAUUCGUGUAACAUAUUACAGUAUAUUCUUCAUCCUCACAAGUAUUAAAUUUCAUCCAUUUGAUUCAAAGUCUUGAGGUUGAAGAUCAGCCCUAUUUCACUGCGGAUAGAAUUCUGAUGCAUAACAUUCUCAUUUUCAACAUAUAUUGUAUUUAAAUCUAAUAAUAUAUUCAGAGCUUCUCGGCAUUUUGUUGAUUCUUUCAAAAACUAUAUAAAUCUGUGUGGAUAAGAACUAGCCAGUAUAUUGCUUGUCUGUUGAUGUCUAGAAAUAAGGUUUAUGUGAUAUCGUUAUUGUUUUUUACUUGUGGAAAGAGAGAAGAAAUAAAAAAACAUGUCUCAUUUUGAAA